AUGCCAGAAAGGAUCAUAUCAGACAAUGCAUUGAAUUUAAACAACAGCAUGGUAGCAGAGGUCUGCAGUCAGUUCAAAAUUAAACACCACAACUCGUCACCAUAUCACCCAAAAAUGAAUGGUGCAGUUGAGGCAGCUAAUAAGAAUAUCAAGAGGAUUGUAGGAAAAAUGACUGAGACUUAUAGAGAUUGGCGUGAGAAGUUACCAUUUGCUCUUCAUGCUUAUCGAAUAUCAGUCAGGACCUCUACUGAGGCAACUCUUUUCUCCUUGGCUUAUGGAAUGGAAGUAGUUUUAUCCAUCGAAGUUGAGAUUCCUUCCCUUCGAGUCUUGUCAGAGCUGAAGUUGGAUGAAGCGGAAUGGGCCUUUUCUGGAGGAGCAUUGAUAUUAACCGAGAUGGAUGGAAAGAACCUACCUAAUCCAGUGAAUUCGGACUUAGUUAAGAAGUACUUCACCUAA
This is a messenger RNA of Gossypium raimondii (Peruvian cotton), 456 nucleotides long. RefSeq lists its product as uncharacterized. Gene Ontology annotation, biological process: DNA integration. Bases 1 to 456 code for a protein of 151 amino acids. Lineage: Eukaryota; Viridiplantae; Streptophyta; Magnoliopsida; Malvales; Malvaceae. The record is from RefSeq and is a predicted model, not a curated record. The transcript is spliced from 2 exons. Gene Ontology annotation, molecular function: nucleic acid binding.